AUGAGAAAGAACUUUUCUGUGAACAUGGUCAACACAAUCAGCGCAAAGGAACACAAGAUGAAAGAAAGCGCUGUGGAAGGACCAACUGUACCUGCUAUAGAAAUCGAUCUUGAGACACCAGAUCAGAGUGUUGACGAGGUGGAAAGGAAAGCAACGGAAUCAACACCAAUGCCGAAUGCGGAAGAACAAGAAAAGAAGACGAUAGAGUUUUCACCAAUUGAUACUGUAGAGGACACAACAAGCAUCACACCGGAAAAGAUAAAAGAUUAUUCUCAAACAAAAAGAACGUCGUUCACAGAGAGGAUUGCAGCGAUGGUCGGUUUGAAAACAAGAUAUGAGGAGGUGGUACCAACGACCGAGACAAGCAAAACAUUUGGAACAGUUUCUGCAAUAACAACAGAGGCCAAACAAGACGACGAGCAGAUCAAACGUGGGGCAACAGCUAACCAUAAAAAAACAACUUCUCUUGAGCUGGGCGACUUGAUGGCAAAGUUUGAGCAAAUCGACAAAAAAUUGAAGUGCAGCGAAGAGGAUCGACAAAUGCUAAAAAAGGAAAUACGAUACAACAAGAAUGAGAACCUAGACAACUGUUUCAACCUGGCAAGGGCAACGGAAGAAAAGUUACAGCAGAUGUCAGACAAGGUAGAGGCCACCGACAAAGAACGAGAGAAACAUAUCAAAACGGACAUGCAGGAAAUGAAGCAACGAUACGACACUGUGAACGAAAAGUUGUGGAAUCUAGAGUCGAGAAUGGACACAAUGAGCAAAUACCAAGCUGAAAGUUCUUGUGCCAUACAGUCCAAACUGGAAGCUCUCUUGAGAAAUUUUACGGCGCAAGACAAGCUGGUAGCAGAUAGACCGCAAGGCGCCACUUCAUAG
Molecule: messenger RNA, 879 nt
Organism: Symsagittifera roscoffensis
Lineage: Eukaryota; Metazoa; Xenacoelomorpha; Acoela; Convolutidae
Product: caldesmon-like
Exons: 1
Coding region: 1-879 (292 amino acids)
Source: RefSeq, a predicted model, not a curated record